Funneliformis caledonium is the source of this 263-nucleotide messenger RNA. NCBI's taxonomy places the organism in Eukaryota, Fungi, Glomeromycota, Glomeromycetes, Glomerales, Glomeraceae. The record is from the annotation of a GenBank genome assembly.
GAGAUCGUCUUACGCUCAGAACUAUUUUCCUAAGAGGAAAGAAAGACUACGCUGAUGAGAAAGAAUUAUCUGUGAUCUUUCCGCUUAGUUGGGAAUUCUGCUUUCAAUUUCUUGAAGUCUUUGAACUAAUGGAAAAUGUAAUACAAUACAUUUUAAAGUACCCUAACGUCAUCAAAGAAUUAAUAAAAUAUCUGACAAAAUCAUCUAAAUUUUCUGAAUUUUCCAUUCGUCACUGUAUUUCAUGUAUUACUGAUCAAAUCUAA